AUGAGUCUGCUUGACAAUGUCCCAGACUCAGGGCAGCAGGAUCCAGAUGAUGAUGAGAAGGAUGAGAAUGUUGAUUUUGACGCAGAUGACGAUCGCGAUAUCCCAGCAGAUCUUCUUACGACAAUGAAAUACCCUGGACAUUCACGUCCAAUCACCAAUUACUUUGGAAUUGCCAAGAUCCUCCAGCACAGGGAAGUGGGGACAGUCCCUGUGCCACUGUGUUCGUUCGUUGUUGAACACACAGCAUUUCACCUCACCUACAACCCUUCUAUUAGAAAUAUAUCUGUUGACGAUGCUGCCAUUAAGUUUGGUCUUCCUGACUUACGACCAGCUAUUGCCGACUUUCUUCACUGUGAGGCUACUCAUGGGAGGGAUCACAUACAUACUAGUGGGGGGGCUAGAAGAGCUGGACCUACUGCUUCACUUCCCUUCAACAAACUUCAAGUCUGGUUUAAACUUCGGGUGCAGGACACCAAUUUCCACGAUGCUAGCAUCAUACGGCCUGCGCAGACCCUCAAUUGUGCACCUUCUUCUGAUCCCUGUACACAUGGCCGGUAUGACACAGUCAUCAUUAACAAUGAGGCAAGACCAUGCACAAAGGGUAGGACUGAUUCCAAGGGGCUUGGCUUCAGCUCGUGCGCUGUGCCCCUUACCCGAGUAUGUGCCCUUAACUUCAGAAUGAAGUCUGGAGAAAGUCCAGUGAAGUCCGGAGGACUUCUGGAGGAGCAUGGGAAACUUUGGAAGGACUUUCCGGAUGAGUGCGAAAACUUCCAGAUGAGUGCGGGAAAGUUCCGGAGGAACUUCCGGAAACUUGGAGGAAUGGUGGAGCAGAGGAGCAGAGGAGCAGAGGAGCAGAGGAGCAGAGGAGCAGAGGAGCAGAGGAGCAGAGGAGCAGAGGAGUGGAGCUCCAGCCUAGGGAAUGCCUCCCUAGGCCUGAGAUGGAUAUUGACUAAGCUGGAGGACUAG
This is a messenger RNA of Suillus plorans, 966 nucleotides long. RefSeq lists its product as uncharacterized. The coding region runs from base 1 to 966 and encodes 321 amino acids. The record is from RefSeq and is a predicted model, not a curated record. NCBI's taxonomy places the organism in Eukaryota, Fungi, Basidiomycota, Agaricomycetes, Boletales, Suillaceae. The transcript has 2 exons.